Dinoponera quadriceps is the source of this 6804-nucleotide messenger RNA. RefSeq lists its product as uncharacterized. The transcript is spliced from 5 exons. Lineage: Eukaryota; Metazoa; Arthropoda; Insecta; Hymenoptera; Formicidae. Bases 933 to 1538 code for a protein of 201 amino acids. The record is from RefSeq and is a predicted model, not a curated record.
GAAGCGCGCUACCGCUUCGUCGUCGCGCGACGCGACGUGACGACGAGCGCCCGUCCGCGCGAGAGCUUUAGUCCGCGUCCGCACGUCGGCUGAAACGCGACCGAGCCACGACCACGUCCGUGUCAAGUGUGCGCGGCUACCUCUAGUCAUUCUCGGUCGGUCCCCCUUCGGCGCGCCAAACCCUUCGAGAGUCUUCUCUCCUGCGGAAGGAUCCAACACAAUAAAGUCCUCGGUUCCUCCUCGGCCUCUUGUCCUAUCGCACCGUCGUGUCAGUCACUCUCGACGUCCCUCCGCGAGAUCCCAUUCUACGAGAGAUGCCCCGCGAUCCCCUUUGAGAGAGAAUGUCUCGUGGCAGGAGGAUUAAGACUGGCGGAAAUUCGAGAUGUAAUAUCCGGCAGCCCUAGUUACACGUACGGUGUGUGCGCGCCUUCCUGCCGUCGAGAGUCGCAGCGGGCUGCGGUACAACGAGGUCGGCACGCUUUCGGGGGAGAGCAGGACGUCUCGCCUCGCAGGAUUUUGGAUUCGAUCCGGCGACGGAGAUUUCCGGGAGGAUAGCCCAGCGUGCCAAAAGUACCAUCAGAUAGUACAAGGAUCUUUGCCAAAUUCGUGCCGCGCGACAAGCGUCGUGACCACCGCAGGAUCGUCCGCCUCGUUAACGUGUCGGAUAUGCGUUAAGGAAACGACGGCUCUCUUGCAACAGCAAAAGAGAGAGAGAGAGAGAAAAGCACCACACACCAACGAGACAUCACGAUCCGGCGGUCUCGCGGGCUCGAGAGGGUGGCCGUUGACGGUAGCCAGGAGUCGACAAUAGACAGGCACCAUGAGGAGACUCCUCCCCGGCGGGAGGAAUUGAUCGUCGACGACGACGGAACGAAGCGAGGGGAGAUUCGACGCGGGUGUGGCGAAUCGGGCCGGCGGGCCCGAUCGGUGUGAUGGUCUCAGGGUGGUGCCCGUGCGUGCCACUGGGGCGUCGGCAAUCGCCGGCCCAGCAACAACAGCAGCAGCAACAGCAGCAACCGCCGUCGUCGUCUAGGAACUCGGCGCCGUUCACCGUGAGCGCCGCGACCGACCGCGCGGAGAUGGUGCAGAUGUUCUACUACGAGAACCGCGGCAAGUGUUGCAAGAAGCUGCUCAGAUACAACGGAUACCCGAACAAGGUUCUCCUGUUCCCCGAGGAAGGCUGGGCGAGAAGCGCGAGUAGUUCCUACUGGACCCUGACGCCGUUCUGGUGGAGCCGGAGUCGGUGCAAGGUCGUGGAGGUCGCUGGAACAAGGAGGUACAGUACGCAGGCGAAGAUGGUGGACACGGGUACAGGCACGCUUUACAUUAUCGGCUCGUUCAAGAGGAUGACGACCGAUCCUGAUUUCAAGCUGUACCUGACGUCGAACGUCUCGUCGAGCGACUUCAACAUGGGCUACAGCAUGACGGGCACGCUGGAGCGCGGCUGCAAGAAGACCAACACCUUCCAGAUGACCCACUUCGCGGUGAUACGACGGCGGGACUACGAGAAGGCGUACGAGGACCCGAAUCCCACCUAGUGUCCGUCCACACCCACGCUCUCGGAGUGUGGGGACUGCGAGCAUUACACGUAGGAGUAAGGGCCGCCGGCAAGAGGGAUGCACUUUCACGCGUGUCUCACGUGCGCGGGGAAGUGCAUCCGCGUGGCGUUCCGGCUCGCUCGAUGGAUCUAUCGGGAAGGAGCGGCUCUUCAGCGGGGAACGUCGCUCGCGAACUCCCGGAAAUGCCGAAACUAUCGUUCAGGUCUCCCCGACGCUCCGAAAGUCCGUGAUCGAGAACCGGCCGAGGACACCUGUGUAACGUUAGACCGCCAAGUCGCCGAUUAAAACCGAUUUGUUCUCGAUGAGGAAAGCGAAACUGAGAAGUGGCGAGCGCGCGAAGGGGAGAAGCGAAGAUAGGCGGGUGUUAAAGAAACACCGCGAGCGUUGGAGCGUUAUGUACUUUUCCCAGGCGGAAGUUCACGAGGACGAGAGAUAAUCGAGAUGGAGAGGAGUGUGAAGGUAGGAGUCUUAAUUUACGCAGAAUCAACAUCAGCUCGCGUCUAUGAGAGAUCACAGGGACGGUAGGUAGGUGGGAAGUACGGGUCAAGAUGGAGUGGAUUGCGGGAGAAGGUGGAAGUUGAGCUUUAAUUCGCCGUCAGGAUAAAUAUUUCUUUCCCGAGUUAAAAUAUUCUUUUGAACUCGUACAAUUUCCUCUUCUUGCGAAGCUCGCGUCGAGGCGGACUGACGAAUUACACGGUGUCUCUGGUCGCGCUCGAGUCGAAGGCUCGCGGACAGGAGGACCUGGACGGCGGACUCGCAGCGAAAGGUAAGAAGGGACGAAGGAUCGUCGACAUAACGAACAUAUUGAUAUAUACCAAAGCCGAGUGGCCCCCCCCCCGCGCGCGCGACAGCUAAACGUCCAAAGAUAGUCCGUAAUUUAGAUGCGAAUUAAUUAGCUGUUAAUAAAAGCGCUAACGAGCGACGCAUACAGCCAUAAGCGAAGUAUAAUACAGAGAGGCGAGAGACGUUGAUCGAGAGGCGGGAAACUGUUUACCAAAGUACUAGCACGUAAGUCUGCAAGUUCGCCGGCGAUAACCCAAGGUCGCAGCGCUCCUCCCCCUUCCACGAAAGGUACACUGCUUCUCAUCGAUCGACGCAUCGACGACCGCCUCGUCGAGAUUCGCGCGUGUGUAAUUAGUAAGCGACUAAUAGCGACUUAAGGCUUCUUCUCUCGGCGUGAAUUCACGGCGCUGAACCGCCUAGGCUAGAAUUAUCGUGCCAAUUCAGAGCCAUCGUUGACGAGAGCAUUGUACCUGACAAUUACUACGAGAGUCAGAGCGCGGGAAGGCGCGCCGAAAAGCCCGUGCCUCGGCGAAACGAUGCUCCUAAGCGGUCAAGUCGAAAGUAUAAUAGCCGCACACGGUCGUUCGAAAGUCCUCCGGCAUAGAGAGAAAUCCGCCUCCCGGGAGAUUAUCCUUCGGCUCGCCUUGCGCGCGAACGAAGACGUUCCUGAAAACGACGCUCGUUUCGGUGCACCUGCCAUUUCGCCCCGUUACACGGCACGGGAAUAAAAAUUUAUCGCGUCUCUGGAUCCUCGCGCAAACGUCCACCAAUUUCGCCGGCACCGGCCGCGCGAAAUGACACAAAGCACCGAUCUACGAGGGGUAUAGCCCGCGUUCGCGAGCUGGAAUUUCAAGUAUAAUUACAUUUUGUAUGUAUUGCAUUUUCCGUUUGAGAGCUCGCCGGGAAAAUUUCAUAUGGCGGUGACCGUCGGACAGGCGGGCAGGGCUGGUUAUAAAUAUCGUUUCGCCUGGCACUGGCUUUAUAAGCAGUGUAGCUGUAGCGUGUAGCCGGCUUACAAGGUAUUUCAAAGCUUGUUACGCGCCCCUUUCUUUGAGCCACCGCCGACGCCGCUCGAAGGAAGAAAGCCCGCGAGAGAGCCUCGCUGCACCGGCCGGACACACAACAACAAAGCGAGAGAGAAAGAGUGAGCCUCUCCCCUCUUUCUCUCGCUCUCUCACUCGCUCUCUCUCUCUCUCACUCUUUCUCUCUUUUACAGGAUCAUCGUGAACCGGUGUUGUAACCUUAACACGAUACUUAUUUUUGCUAAAGAGUAGGAAGUCGCUCACGAUGCCAGUCACGAUGCAUCCCGAUAAUCUAACGAGUGAUGACUGCCGAUCGUUCGUUCGAGACGGACAGUGGCUCCAAAGUGGAGCCGAAUAGGAAAUCCUGAGGAUUCCGGAAACGGGAAUUUGGACUCGACGAGUCCUUUCGUGCUAUGCUUUACGAACGUCAAACGUUGAUUCGUGUUAGCGGUUAAAGUUACGUUUCGCGUAUGUUUUCGAAUAAUUCAUUUAUUCGUCGUUGUUUUGUACGAUGAAAGAUGUCAUUUACGUCUCGUCAUUUAGAUUUUUUCUUGCGCAUACGAUAUUACUGAUGUUAUCGAAGUUGCGCCGCGAUUCGAGCGAAUCACCGUGCGAAUACUAGUCGCGGAUGUGUUUUUGCAUCAGACGUUUUCUCGUCUCGCACUGCCGUCUUCGCGGAAAAAAACCGAUGGCGAACGAGCGGCGGUGAGGAAAAUUUUACUAAUAACAAACUCGUCGUUCGUAAUCCCCUAGAGUCCUCGAUGAGAUCUAGUACCUUCCGCUUUUGCUCAAGGAAUUACCUAAUGCCAAAUAAAUACUAUGUGCAAUAGAGCGCAAGGAAGUUAAGUUAUUAGAAUAACAUAACGUUGCGUUAAGUUUCACUAUCGAGAUAAAAUGUGGUGCAUCCGAGUGUCGAAUGAAAUUCAAAAUAUUACUGUAGAUUAUUUUUGUCGAUGAUACCUAGAUGAUAGGAGUGUAAUGGACAAUUUGUUCGAUUGAUCCUUUCAGUAUCGAAUCGAAUAGAUGGACAUUCUCUUGAAAAGAAUUUUACGAUAAUUCUAUUUUUAAUCCUCUUAAGAUUGUCACAUCAACGAACAUUAGUUCGACAAUUUGUAGGUCUCGAAGAGUGCAAUACGCACAGGGAUACUGAAAGGAUUAAAUAAUAAGUCUCGCGGCUUACAGUUUUCAUUUUUCUUCGCGUUAAUAUCGCCGUCGCGCGUCGACGCUUUUCUCGAAUUUUACGCGAAUGCAGGCGAUCGAAUCCAAUCGGAUUCGCCGAGCCUCCCAUUCGAGCGGUGGUGUUACGUGUUACAGGGUUUAGCGUUUUUUCGCAAUUCAAGGGUGGCUCAAGGUUUGUCGCUUCUCUCGGCAAUCUUCGUCCGAACUUGAUCAACGUGUCGAGAUAAAAAAUGCCGGGAUUGCUAGGAGAAGGAAUCAUUCUGUGAAUCGAUGUUGCUCAUAAUACGGUAAACUCUCGUUAGGUCGAAUCCUCCUCCACUACAAAUCCUCCUCCACGAUGAAUUGCUGCUAGUUUCGAGUUCCUCCGAAUUUGCUCUAACGAGAGUUUAUUGUGCUCGUACUUUGCCAUUGUGCGUACGUGUGAAUGCAUGUGUACGUGUGUGUUUGUGUGUAUGUCAGAAUUACGUUCGUUAUUAUUACCCACGUUACUUGGAUUGCGAAAAUCGAGUAGAGGAUCGAUAAGAUAGCGUACCGCUGUACAUGUACAUAUAUAUACGGUGUAAAAACAAGUACAUAACGUGCACUCAUCACACGUACAUAUACCACACACAUACACAGACAUACACACGCUCUGCGAGUAAAUGAAAUUUCCGCGAGAACCUCGUUGAUGUCGUAGAUCGUUAGAUUAGCACUCGUGACGCUUCUUUUAGCCGAUCUAGUCCUUAGAUCUAGCAUGGACCGCCCGUCGUAGUUAGACUGUUUUCGAUAGCGGCAGAUUACGUAACCGAGGGAUUCGCGCAAAACCGAGAGAGCAACUCUCGCGAGCCGAUGUGAGUUUCGGCGCUUCGGCGAAAUCGACGAGUCCGUCGUCCCUAUAAAUUUCGCGGCCGCAUUCGCCCAUCGCCUAAGGGUUAUUACUUCGAAAAACUAUAGCCAUUCGACGCGUUCUCCGUCUUACUUGGCGAGCAGCCUCCGUUUUACGACGCCGCGGCUCCUAAAUUCAACAACGGCGAAUUUCCGGGCGAAGGGGAACCGCGUCGACGGCCAGACGAGACGUCUUACUCCGCUUCCUGGCUCUUAAGAUUCAUGGUUGUCGCUCUUUAUGACGCUCUUUCGAUGUCGACGGGAAGCCGGUGGCACGAUCGCGCGGAACUUGUUAAGAUCCACGGCGAAUCGCGGAUAUUCGAUGCACCCAGUGGCCUUUACGGCCGAGAUUCACAUCCCGGUUUUUGCUAAGAUCUCGAGAAACGCGGCGGGUACUUUCGACCAUUCACAGCGCAGUCGAGCGCGUCGUUCUCGAUAAAAAGCACCGGAUGGUCGCGAUCUAUCGCUUCCGUCUGUACGAAUAGCGAAGAUCUCGCCUGGCCUUUCCCAGUCGAGCGUCCCCUUCGCGAAAACAUCAGGGUGGAUUUUGCAAAUUGAGAGGAACUCAAUCUCAUUUUUCAAUUAGACACUUUGUAAAUUAUCGUUUACCAUAAAAUUCUCCGUCGUACAUAUCCUGUCCUUGACAGAGGCGGCAUUUUUCCUCAAGGAGCAAAAUUUGAGGGAAAUGCGCGAUUAAAUUUUCGCACUGGGCGGAGCGCGAAUUUGGGACACAAUCUGGCCGAGGAUGUUAUUUCGGCGUAUCGCCGGUACGACACGCGUAUUAAUCUGCUCGCCCUCGGUCCGCGAGAGUCUCUUUGACUUUCUGUCUCUCUUUCUACUCUCCUCGGUUUAUCCCUCGGUGAAAUAACAUUAUUGUCUCGCCUAAAACGAUAGCGGUCGUGUCCUCCACUUUUCGGGGUAGUCUUCUAUAGCCUUUUAGGAUGAUUUAAGUGAAUACGUACGUCCGAUAUCACGGUCCCUCCUAACUACUUAGCCGUAGUCUAGACCCACUGAUGCACGCUUUCUUCGAAUCUGAAACGGAGUGCUCCUAUCUUCGUCAGCUGCACAACGGGUCUCUAGUCUAUCUUAUCGCGUCGCGCUACCCCAUCGCACCCGAAUGGUCCGUAAUUACAUCGAAUUAGCGUUCAAGUGUGUUUCAAGUCCGCAAAACAAUACGUACAAACAAUAUUUCUAUUUUUGUACAAAUAUAUUCUCCGGAAUGUGCAAAAGAAUUCAUUUUGCUUUUACUUCGUCUUGCUCGUGCCUCGUAUAAAAGUUACCUGUUAUAUAAAGAACAAAAGUGCUACAUUCAAGCGAUUAAUUACUCCAACAUUUCUCAGCAAAUGUUUACUUGGAUUAAAUAAAUUCUACUUACUGGAUCAAGUAAAUAUUUUACU